Messenger RNA from Sarcophilus harrisii (Tasmanian devil), 1834 nucleotides. Its product is annotated as zinc finger protein 93-like. Gene Ontology annotation, biological process: regulation of DNA-templated transcription. Lineage: Eukaryota; Metazoa; Chordata; Mammalia; Dasyuromorphia; Dasyuridae. Bases 344 to 1738 code for a protein of 464 amino acids. The transcript is spliced from 4 exons. The record is from RefSeq and is a predicted model, not a curated record.
GUUCUUCCUUCUGCGCUGGGAGAGGGGAGGGGGAGGGCAGGAGGGCAGCUGUGCGCAGGCGCGGACUUGGACGUCCCUUUUCCUUGUAAAGGUUCCUCCCGUUCCCCGCCAGUUCGGGCCGAUCCUGAGCAGGGGCGAUCUGGCGCCGAAGCGCCGGCUCCGAGCGCGGGAGUGCGCGCGCCCGAGGGUGCCCGUGGGAAAGCAGACCUGCAGUAGCUGGGCGUGUAACGGAGCUGCGUCAGCAUCCAGCGUGGGCAGAGAAGUCUGACUCCAUCCUCCCUCUCUGGGCUCCCUCUCCUUCCCCAGGGCAGCUGGAACAGGACCCAAGCCCGGAACCAGAGAUAUGGCCCCUGACAGCCUGAGACCCUCUUCCCAGGAAUUGAUGACAAUCAAGGAUAUUAUGGUGAACUUCACUGAGGAGGAAUGGGGGCUCCUGGACCCUUCUCAGAAGGAGCUGUACAAGGAGGUCAUGCUGGAGAAUGUCCAGAACCUGCUGUCCCUGGAUGUAGAAACUGGGUUCAUAGUAAAUGAGAUGAGUAAAAAGCUGGGAAUUUUUGUGGAAGAACAUGACCUGCAAAGGUUCGUGGAUGCUCCCUGUGAUUUCAGUUUGAAGGAAUUGCAUGAUUUGAAUCUCAAAGUAGAUAGAUAUCCAAAGAAUGAUUGUGAAUUGGAUGAAAUUGAAAAGAGAUUCAGAUGGACUUCUAUCCUAAAUCACUGUAAAAAAAUGACCUCAGGAAGUGAUUAUCUUCAAGGUAGUGAAUACAAGAAAUUCUUCACUGAAGAGGUAGAGCCAUUGGUUCCAUGUAAUCAAUGGGAUAUCACUGUAAAGUGGAGUUCAGACCUCAGUGGCCAUCAGAAAAGUGAUACUGAAGAAAUGGUUUCCAUAAGUAAUAAUGAUGAGAAGGCUGUCAGGCAGAGCUCUAAUCUCCUUAUUCAUCAGCAAAGGAAUAUUAGAAAAGAACCUGAUGAACAUAAUGUAUGUGAAGGAACCUCAUCCUAUCACUCAUCUCUUCCUUACCACCCUGGAAUUAAAAGAUUUGGAUAUGAUCAGUGUGGGAAAGCCUUUGGUUGGAACUCAGCUUUUAGUAACUCAGAGAAGGCUUAUCCUGGACAGAUGUCUCAGAAAUGUACUAAAUGUGGGAGAGCUUUUUAUUACACAUCAUUCCUGCUUGACCAUCAGAGAAUCCACCCUAGAGAGACGCGUUAUUUAUGUCUUCAGUGUGGAAAUCCUUCCAUAUGCAAUCAAUGUGGAAAAACUUUUACAGGUAUCUCCAGGCUAGCAAAACAUAAGAAAACCCACACCAGAGAGAAGGCUUAUGAAUGUAAUCAAUGUGGAAAGACUUUUAGAUGGAGCUCCCAUCUUGCUAGACAUCAGGGAAUCCACAGUGGAGAGAAACCUUUUAAAUGUAGUCAGUGUGGAAAGGCUUUCACAGUGAAGGGCAAUCUUGCUAGACAUCAAGGAAUCCACACUCGGGAGAAACCUUUUAAAUGUAAUCACUGUGGAAAGGCUUUCACUCAGAGUUCCUAUCUUGCUAACCAUCAGAGAAUCCACACUGGAGAGAAACCUUUUAAAUGUAAUCUUUGUGAAAAGGCUUUCAUAAGUAAUUACAGGCUUGCAGAACAUCAGAGAGUCCACACUAGAGAGAAACUUUUAAAGUGUAAUCACUGUGGAAAGGCUUUCACACAGAGUUCCUGUCUUGCUAACCAUAAGAGAAUCCAUUGGAGAGAAACUUUUUAAAAUGUAAUCAAUGGGGAAUAUGCCAUCUGGAAGAGGGAGUGGGAGGAAGGAGGGGAUAAUUUGGAACAGAAGUUUUUGCAAGGGUCAAUGUUGAAA